Daldinia childiae is the source of this 846-nucleotide messenger RNA. RefSeq names its product putative allergen asp f7 protein. The record is from RefSeq and is a predicted model, not a curated record. Bases 1 to 846 code for a protein of 281 amino acids. The transcript has a single exon. NCBI's taxonomy places the organism in Eukaryota, Fungi, Ascomycota, Sordariomycetes, Xylariales, Hypoxylaceae.
AUGAAGUCUACAACCAUCGCCGCUGCCAUUCUGGCCUCAGUUGCUGUUGCACAGCCUCAUGGCCACAACCGUCACCACCAUGACAAGCGAGAACUAGUUACCGAGUGGGAGACCGUUUGGGAAACGGCCACCGUCAUAAUUGAUGACGACUCAACUCAGACAAUUCCUCCCUCGCCUCAGGAGACAAGUUCGGACACUCCCAUCCAGUUCUUUGAGACGCCUUCCACUACCUCUAGCAGUGCUGUCGAGACCCCUAAGGUUGAGACUCCCAAGGUUGAACCUUCGACACCAACUACUAUUAUCAGCAUUGCCCAGUCUACCUACCAGGCACCGUCUCCUCCAGCCCCUACAAGCACGUAUGAGGCGGCUCCUUCUCAGCAGACUACGGAAACUCCCGCAGCACCCUCGACUAGUACGUACGUCGCUGCGCCUCCGGCAACUUCAAGCAGCUCCGGUGGUAGCUCCGGUGGCAGCACAGGCAGUGACGGAAUUCCGUACGGCGAGAAGUUCGACGGCGAAAUUACGUAUUACAAUGCUGCUUUAGGCGCCUGUGGUUACGAAGACGUAGGAAAGGACGAUUCUGAAAACAUUGUCGCUAUUCCCAAACAGUUCUGGGACAACAUCAGCACGGCAACCAGCUAUGGUAUCAACCAGCCGGCACACCCGCUCUGUGACAAGACCAUCACAAUCACUACCUCCGACGGCAAGACAACCAAGGCUAAGAUUCGUGACCGCUGCGACGGCUGUGUUAACCUGGCCAUCGAUGUCACCCCCCACACCUUCCUCGACCUGUUCGACUCCCUGGACGGUGGUCGUCUUGAGUGCAGCUGGACUAUUGACGAGUAA